UACGCAUUUGGAAUAGAGUGAUAUUAGAUUUAUUUUACAUCAUUUCGACGCUAAACAAACGAUUCAAACCGCAAUUGAGUUUCGAUCAAAACGUACAUGUAUAAUAUAAAUGAAUCACUUUAUGUAAGGAUCGGAAAUGUGUUCGAUCAUUUAAAAUGCAUUCCAAGUUCAGUCAUCGAAUUUAUUUGAAAUAAUCAAAAACGAUUUAGUGACAUAUCAUGUGAUUGUUGGUGUGUACCCAAAGUCAAGCCAAGUCCCACACAACACUAAAACCAAGUUUUUAAAAAAUUAAUAUAUUUUUGUUUGUAAAAAAAAACUCUAUAAAAAUUUAUGUCAUUUUGUGGAUGAAAGUUUUUACAAAAUCGUUUUGCCACCACCGCCGCUGCCAAGAGAAUUUAUUAUUUGAAACAAAAACCAAUGAAUCAAUGAACCACAAUUACCAUUGAAUACAUAAAAUUCCAGUUAAAAAAUGUCAUACUUUUCGGAUAUUGAUUUGGCAACAUUGCAUCGAUCUCGGCUCAACGAAAGAAUUCAAUAUAAAUUAUCUUGGUUCAAUAGACGGCAAAAAUAUUACAUUCCACCCGCAUCAAAUCAGUCAUGCAAUCGUGAUAAUCAAAAAAAUUCCAUUAAAACCGGUGCCAAUCGUAAAUUUAGCGUCGAUCACAAAAUACACAAUAACAAUUCAGUGAACGGUGGAAAAACUUUCAUAAGUGAAAAAAAUACAAUAAGUACCAUUAAUAAAAGUAGCCAGAAAUCUGAUACAAAUCGACAAAAAAAUAGUGCGUGUAUAAGUAAUAGAUUGUCGUCGAAUCGAAAUAGUUGCACAAGAAAUUUGAGCCAUUCAAGAAACGAUUUAAGUGUUCGCAUUGAUGAAAUAAAGUCUCAUAACAAUUCAAAUCAAAAUAACAACAAUUUGCAUACGAAAAACAAUCGAACGAAUAUAGAAAAUAGAGAAUCAUUGUUCGGUACACACGUGUCAUCGUCAUCAGUUUCAUUAACAUCAAACGAUACGAUUUCUGUGAAAAUGGCAAACGAACACGGUACAGUACAUGUGAAAUGCUUAUCGGGUGAUGCAAUUGAUCAACAUUCGCAUAAGAUGACUGGCAAACAAGCAACAGGCGAAUGUCAUUUUCCGUAUAGCAAUAACACAAAAUCCGAUCCACCAAUCGAAGAGGAACUUGAUGUUCCUCACCGAAAGAGAUCGGGAACAUGGCCGCGAACAAGAAGUCUAAAUGCUCCAUCACCAUUUCAACAAUUCGGACCAUGCGGACGAAUUAUGAAAAACUCGGCAAUGGUCAUGCAAAUUCAAGACCCAGCCAGUCAGAGGCUGACUUGGUAUAAGCCACCGUUGGCUGUACUUGUCAUUAAAAAAGUUCGUGAUCAAUUGGUGUUGCCGCCAUUUAUUCAACUUGUGGAGUGGCUCAUUCAGGAAAAACAUAUGGUUGUUUGGGUUGAAGCUGCAAUAUUAGAUGAUGAAAUGCUGUUAAAAGACAAGAAAUUUCAAAAAAUCAAAGACAAAUUAGUGACGUUCAAAGAUGGCCGUGAUGAUUUAACUGAUCGCAUCGAUUUUAUAGUGUGUUUGGGCGGCGAUGGUACAUUAUUAUAUGCAUCGUUAUUGUUUCAACAAUCUGUUCCGCCCGUGAUGGCAUUCCAUUUGGGUUCGUUGGGUUUUUUGACACCAUUUCAAUUUGACAAUUUCCAGGAGCAAGUUACAAAUGUACUUGAAGGACAUGCCGCAUUAACAUUGCGAAGCCGUUUGCGUUGUAUUAUCGUGCGAAAAAAUGAAGAACGAAACGAAAGUACCUGCGAAAAAAAUUGGCUGGCCCAUAGAGCAAUUACAAAUGAUUCAUCGAAUGGUACAGCGGUCAACAAACCGGCCACAAAUAUUCUGGUGCUCAAUGAAGUAGUCAUCGAUCGUGGUCCAUCACCAUAUCUUUGUAAUAUCGAUUUAUUUCUCGAUGGCAAGCACAUUACAUCCGUUCAAGGCGAUGGUUUGAUUGUCUCAACACCAACCGGAAGCACGGCCUAUGCAGUUGCUGCCGGUGCAAGUAUGAUCCAUCCUUCAGUGCCGGCCAUUAUGGUGACACCAAUAUGUCCACAUUCGUUAAGUUUUCGGCCAAUUGUUGUUCCGGCUGGCGUUGAAUUAAAAAUAUCGGUUUCGCUCGAUAGUCGCAACACUUCUUGGGUUUCAUUCGAUGGUCGUAAUCGACAAGAAUUAUUGCAUGGCGAUAGUUUACGUGUAACAACGUCUAUAUAUCCCGUACCAUCCAUUUGUGCUCAAGAUCAAAUAUCCGAUUGGUUUGAUUCGUUGGGCGAAUGCUUACAUUGGAAUGUACGAAAAACACAAAAAAGCUUAGACGAACUAAGCGACUUAACAGCAUCUGGAUCAGAUGAUGCAUUAGACGAACUGGAGAAAAAUUUCGAUAUGAACAUUAAUGAUUCAUGAACAAUUUGUGAUCAAAUUUUUUAAACUUAUACUUUAUCAUAAAAAAAAUGAGAAUUUUUGUUUAAAAGAAAUAUGUUUCACUCACUGCACUCUUU
Messenger RNA from Contarinia nasturtii (swede midge), 2541 nucleotides. RefSeq names its product NAD kinase-like. Gene Ontology annotation, molecular function: NAD+ kinase activity. Lineage: Eukaryota; Metazoa; Arthropoda; Insecta; Diptera; Cecidomyiidae. Gene Ontology annotation, biological process: NADP+ biosynthetic process; NAD+ metabolic process. Bases 470 to 2446 code for a protein of 658 amino acids. The transcript is spliced from 7 exons. The record is from RefSeq and is a predicted model, not a curated record.